CUAUCAUGUCUCACGGUACCGAGCGUGACGUCAGCGCGCGAUUGUCUAGUCAACAGCUCAGCUGUUGUAUGCGACCGCGGGAAGAAAAAAGAAAAAAAACAUACUCCACGUAAUACAUCGGCCGGGUCCAGGGAGGGACUCUGGACUUCCGUGGGGCCAUUGUGGCCGUGUUUUGGAGAACAGAACAUAACGGGAAUACAGCUAUCAUUCUUCAGAUAUAAACCGAGACACGUUGGUGUGAAAUAGCGGAGGUUUAACGUCAGAUCUAGGACAGUCUCUCUGGAGAGGAAGCAAUAUGGAGCUGGAUGACGGAGUUGUGUACCAGGACGAUCCGGGCACGUCGGCGAUCAUGUCGGAGCGGGUCUCGGGCCUGGCCAACUCCAUCUACCGCGAGUUCGAGAGGCUCAUCUGCAAAUACGACGAGGACGUGGUGAAGGAGCUGAUGCCGCUGGUCGUGGCGGUGCUGGAGAACCUCGACUCGGUGUUCGCCGAGAAUCAGGAGCACGAGGUGGACCUGGAGCUCCUCAAGGAGGACAACGAGCAGUUGGUCACUCAGUACGAGCGCGAGAAAGCGCUCAGGAAACACGCCGAGGAGAAGUUCAUUGAAUUGGAAGAUUCCCAAGAGCAAGAGAAGAAGGAUCUGCAGACCCAUCUGGAAAGCCUUUCAUCACAUUCCCGUCAGCUGGAGCUGAAGAUCAAGAACUAUGCAGACCAGAUAAGUCGAUUAGAGGAGCGAGAGGCUGAACUGAAGCGCGAGUAUAAUUCCCUUCACCUGCGCCACACAGAGAUGAUCCACAACUACAUGGAGCAUGUGGAGCGGAUCCGGAUGCAGCAGACGGGAGGAGAUACCUCUGACACCGGGACACUUGGCCGAGUUCGGAAAGAGCGUCCCAAGUCUUUGGGAGUCUUCCCCAUGUCCGGCGGUGGCUCUUCACUGACGCCUGACAUCCAGAGCAGAGCCGAGACUCCUGGGACGGAGGGCUGGAGAUUCAAUAACCUCAGUCAUCAGCGCUCUAACGCCAGCCUCAAGCAGUUGGAGGCGGAGGACACUCCAAAGAAAAGGGAUGGUAAGGAUGUUCUGGAUGCUUGGGACUCGCUGGCAGACGAUUGCAAGGAUGAGCUAUCUGACCUCAGCCAGGGCGGCUCAAAGUCUGUCACUCCCAUGUCCACCACGGCCUCUGAUCUGGCCCUGGACUCGCACAGAGAGGAUGGAGAGGGCUUCUGGAAGAACACAGAGGUUCAGGCUGUUCCAGGGACCAGGAGCGUCUCUGCGGGUCUGGCUGAUAAUGAGGAAAAGUCAGAUGUUCAGGCCAUUAUUGAGUCCACACCAGAGCUGGACAUGGACCUCGGAUGUAAAGGUUCAAGCACCCCGAGCCGAGGGAUUGAGAACAUGGCGUUUGACCGAAAUACAGAGUCUCUCUUUGAAGAAGUGUCAUCAGCAGGGACAGGUUUGAUUGGAGAUGUGGAUGAAGGAGCAGAUCUGUUGGGCAUGGGUCGUGAGGUAGAGCACCUCAUUCAGGAAAAUGUGCAGUUGCUUGAGACUAAAAAUGCAUUGAAUGUGGUGAAGAACGAUCUGAUCGCUCGUGUGGACGAGCUCUCCUGUGAGAAAGAGGUCAUUCAGGGGGAGCUGGAUACGGUUUUGCAGGCCAAAGCCAAACUAGAGGAGAAAAACAAGGAGCUGGAGGAGGAACUCAAAAAAGUGAAAGCAGAGGCAGAGGUGGCCAAACAGAACAAUACUAAAGAGGAAGAUGAGAGCGAUGUGCCCACAGCUCAGAGGAGGAGGUUCACGCGGGUGGAGAUGGCCCGAGUCCUGAUGGAGCGAAACCAGUUCAAGGAGAGACUGAUGGAGCUGCAGGAGGCCGUCAGGUGGACGGAAAUGAUCAGAGCUUCAAGGGAAAGCUCAGAAGUUGCAGAGAAGAAGAGGUCAAGCAUCAGGCAAUUCUUCAGUCGCCUGUUCAGUUCCUCCAGUUCCUCAGCGUCCACCAACCCAGCGAGAGGUUUACCAUCCAACGUCAAGUACAACCCACCCAGCAUCAUGAAAAAGAGCAACACCUUCUCCCAGUUCCCAAGAGAAAAGUCCAAAGCGUUCGACUUCCUCAAAGAAGAGUUGGACUCGAGUGUUUCUCUGUCCCGCCGGGAGCAGAAGCGUGCCCAAUACGAGCAUGUGAAAGCCCAUGUGCAGAAGGAGGAUGGCAGGGUUACAGCACAUGGCUGGAGUCUCCCUGGAAAAUACAAGGCUGCUAAUGGUGGCCAUGCAGAGAACAAAAUAAACCUUCCUGUUCCUGUGUGUCUCCGGCCACUGGAGCAGAAAGAUGCUUCUAUGAAGCUCCUGUGUGCAGCUGGAGUGAACCUGUCAGGAGGACGCUCAUGUAAGGGAAGCUCUGGCAUUUCUGGUGAAGAGUCUUUGGUGGAGACAGACACCUCCAAACAAUGUAAAGACUCCCAGAGCAGCCUAGAUCAGCUGGAGCAGGAACAGAAGGAGCAGGAGCGGGAGCAGACGGUGCAUGUGGAGAUGUCCAGUCGCGUUUGGAUCUGUACGAGUACACACUCCUCCACAAAGGUGAUGAUCAUGGAUGUGACGCGGCCCGACGACCUGCUGGACAGCUUCUACGUCUGUAACUCAUGUGUGCUGUGCAUCGCCAGCGUACCAGGAGUCUUGGAGACAGACUAUCCUGCAGGGGAGGAGAUUCCUCAGGACCUGGAGGCGGGGCCAGACGCUCUAUUGGCCAGCAGCAGCUCUCAGGGCAGUGAGGGGUUGUUGAGUGACGUGUCAGCGGUGGGCUGCAGUGUUGAAGAGUCCAGCACAGGAUCUCAGGCGGGCAGCACAGGCACCAACGAACAGUCAGCAGAGCAGAGUCCAGCCAGAGGAAGUGAUCUCUCCAGAGCUCCCAGUGAAGAUGGGCUCCCUGCAGCCGAGGAAGCUACGGAGGCCACUGAGGAAGAGCAGGAGAGCCCGGGACAGGACACCAGUCAGCCAGGAAUCUACACGGAGCACGUGUUCACAGACCCACUGGGAACAGAGACUUCUGGGGCUUCAGCAGACAACGAUAACCAGAGGGAGUCCGAUCAGGACAGGGACGGCACGGCCUCAGCAGGUGGAAAGACGAAUCUGGCAAAAGAAGAUAUCCAGCGGAUGAGCAGCGCACUGCCCACCAUGUGGCUGGGGGCUCAGAACGGCUGUUUAUACGUGCACUCGUCUGUCGCUCGAUGGAGGAAGUGUCUUCAUGCUGUCAAGCUGAAGGAUUCCAUCUUGAACAUUGUACAUGUGAAAGGCCGUGUUUUGGUGGCUCUGGCUGACGGUACGCUGGCCAUCUUUCACAGAGGUCUUGACAGCCAGUGGGACUUAACCAACUACCACCUCUUGGACCUCGGCCGGCCGCAUCACUCGAUCCGCUGUAUGACCGUCAUGCACGAUGGUGUGUGGUGCGGCUACAGGAACAAGAUCUAUGUGAUUCACCCCAAAGCCAUGAAAAUAGAGAAGUCUUUUGACGCCCACCCGCGUAAGGAGAGUCAGGUGCGUCAGCUGGCCUGGGUGGGGGACGGUAUCUGGGUGUCCAUCCGGCUCGACUCCACCCUCCGCCUCUUCCACGCUCACACCUUCCAGCAUCUCCAGGACGUGGACAUCGAACCUUACGUCAGCAAAAUGUUAGGAACGGGAAAACUGGGCUUCUCCUUUGUGAGGAUCACGGCUCUAAUGGUUUCCUGUAACCGGCUGUGGGUGGGAACAGGAAAUGGUGUCAUCAUCUCUAUCCCUUUAUCAGACUCAUCUCAUAAGAGUGUAGGAGCGAUGGCCGGACGUCCAGGUGGGGCGGUGCGAGUCUACGCCGAUGACACUGUGGAUGGUGCGCUGACGGGCUCGUAUGUACCCUACUGCUCCAUGGCACACGCUCAGCUCUGCUUCCACGGCCACAGAGACGCUGUUAAAUUCUUCGCCACUGUCCCAGGUCAGGUUAUUGUGCCAGGAGCUGAAGGUACGACGGAGAACUCGGACUCUUCAGCCCCAGACGGCAAGAGCAUGCUCAUCAUGAGCGGAGGAGAGGGAUACAUCGACUUUAGGAUCGGUGAUGAGGAUGGUGGUUUGGGUCGAGAUGAAGAGGAGGAAUCGGCUGAAGCCACUCUGAAGCUGCAGUCGGCUCCUGCCAGACCUGAGCGCAGUUAUGUUAUAGUCUGGCAGGUUGCUUUAGGCAGUGACUUAUAAAUCACUGCUGCAGCUUCAACCGAGAACUCUAGGUCAACCCACGUGGGCUUAUUAUUUUACUUUUCUUAUUAAUGCAGAUAUUAUUAUUAUUAUUAUUAUUAUUAUUAUUAAUAGUGUUGCUCUUAAUACCUACAUCACAAUGAGUUCUAAUAUCUGUGCGUAGAUGUUCAUUUCAUUUUACUGUUUUAUAUGAGUCUGGCGUUGACACAAAAUAGAUCAGUGUUGAAAUGAAGGAACCAAACAUUGACAUGAAGCCGUCCACAGCUAUGUUGCAACUUUAUACGGAAAUCCUAAAUGAAGAUUUGAUCAAAAUGUACCCUUCCAAGAUGGCCUGAAGUUUUUUGUCAGAUUUGGUGAAAUUUUGUGUUGCAUCACUUGUUCAGCAGUGGAGUGAAUGGGUGCCGUCAGAAUGAGAGUCCAAACAGCUGUCUGUUCGUAAGAAACAAAUCCAUUAUGACGGAGUUUUAAUUUUAAACCAUUGCUUCUGGUCAAAAUAUAAGACCUUCUAUCCAUAUUGUUGUUGUUUUUUUCAAAUAAAAAUUUGUCUUCAAAGUGUUAGCAUCGAGUGAAUGGGUGCCGUCAGAAUGAUAGUCCAAACAACUGAUAAAAGGUAAAAAGCAGUUUGUUUGUAAGACACAAAUCCAUCAUUACGGAGUUUUAACUUUAAACCAUUGCUUCUGGUCAAAAUACAACACCUUCUGUCCAUAUUGUUUUUUUUUUCCAAUUAAAUACUUGUCUUCGAGAAGUGUUAACAUGGAUUUUGGUGUUUUGGUCAGAAGCACCAAAAGUCUGUUGACUCUCAUUCUGACGGCACCCAUUCACUGCACAGGAUCCAUUGGUGAGCAAGUGAUGUACUAUAAUGCUACAUUUCUUCAAAUCUGUUCUGAUGAAGAAACAAACUCCUCUACAUCAUGGAUGACCCGAGGAUGAGUACAUGUUUAGCAAAUUUUCAUUAUUCGGUGAGCUACCCCUUUAACAGUUUACAUUACAUGAUUACUUUAGGGCCAUGUUUGUUUCUUGAUGUAAGCUGCUUGAGAUGAUUUGUGUUUUUGUUCUUCACAGAACUGAUCGGAGGUUUUUCUGUGCACUAUGGCAGUGGUAGCAUUGUGUAGUUCAUGUAUAUAGAAACUCAGAGAGCUAUUUUUGCUAUCUGUACGCCGCUGAUCUGGUGAGCGAUGGUGUCUCAGCACCUUAUGGCAUCUGUACGUGUGUAUUUGCAUGAGUCCUGUAUCAUUCCUGUACGGAGCCCCGGAGCUCCCUCACACUAGAGCUUGCUGGCACUUUAAAAACAUACUGAACAUACAGUAGACAUGCCUAAUUUCUGGAAAGAACAACAUGCGCUAGUGUUUAUAGCCGUUGAGAAGAUCCGCCCUUUUACCAAAGGAUGAAACGUAGAACAAAUAACAAAUACUAAACAGCCUAGUUAUCGAUUAUUAAGCAUUGCCAAGGCUUUUCGAUGUUCUGUGAUUCUCUUCAAUGGACAGAAACGGACUAAAUAAUGUUAAUUAAAAAAAUACUAAUAAUUGACAGGGAUUGUAUAACAAAUUAUUUGUAGUGUGUCUGAUUUAGUUUUGUUUGCUUCAGCACCAAGCAUCUCAGAUAAUUAAUGUGGGUUUUGUCUGUAUUGUGUGUCCCAGGCUUGGGUUCGAGUGUGUUGAGUUUUCUAAUGCGCUCCUUUUGUAUCUGGUCUGUACAACACUUUUAUUGUACCUUGAUGUCUGCUGAAACAAAUGCAACAUGAUAUUUGACUUUUUAUGUGGAAAUGGGUCGGGUUAUGGUCUCUUGUUUUGUUUUCAGUUCUGACACAUAAAGGGAAUCUUUAUAUCAUUGUCAUUGCCGUUCUAAGUAUUUAUUUUCAUAAUGAACUUUGCGGUUCAGAAUGUAACUUUUUACAUGUUUGUGAACAAGGACGCUAUCGUUGUUUUGUUUGACAUCAGACACCUUUAGGAAGCGAUGUUUUCAUGUUGAAGGAACUGACUUAUAAUGUUGACAGUAUUAGACCGCAUCACCUCCGGAGGUCAUUGGGAAAUACACCUUUAUUGUAUGAAGCUAUGCAUGUUUUUUUUAAAAGUCCUCUGCAGUUUGUUUGUUCAACUUUGUUUAUAGCCAUCUUUUUGGGUGGUUGUGUGUAUAUGUGCGAGUGUGUGUGGAAAUGAUUGAGAAAUAUUACCGCAUUUGUGUGUGUGUGUGUGUGUGUGUUGUCGCUUAUUUCCAUUAAAUCUUACUGGACUGGCUGUGUGUGUGUCACAGCUUGUCAUUACUGUUUGCUAAAACUGCAUCAUAGCCUUAUUUUUAAACUCUAUUAAAAUCAAUUUCAUGGGGAAUUCA
Molecule: messenger RNA, 6526 nt
Organism: Carassius gibelio (silver crucian carp)
Lineage: Eukaryota; Metazoa; Chordata; Actinopteri; Cypriniformes; Cyprinidae
Product: C-Jun-amino-terminal kinase-interacting protein 4-like
Exons: 30
Coding region: 296-4198 (1300 amino acids)
Biological process (GO): vesicle-mediated transport
Cellular component (GO): cytoplasm
Molecular function (GO): MAP kinase scaffold activity; JUN kinase binding; signaling receptor complex adaptor activity
Source: RefSeq, a predicted model, not a curated record